AUGUCCCGGGCCUCGAAGCUCACACUUGCAGCGACCUCGAUCUUCGCUGCCAGCACCAUCGUCAUCGUCCAUUUUCAACAAAAAUUCGAGAAAGAGGCAUGUGUUGUUCGGGACAUUGAGCAGCAGCGAAUCAAGCGUGAACGCCAACUCGACUUCGACAUGCAGCGCGCCCUCGAAGAAGAGUAUAAGCGAGAGCAGACGGUCCGAGAAGCAACAGCGCCGAUACCACCUAGCACUGGUCGGUAG
This is a messenger RNA of Colletotrichum higginsianum IMI 349063, 246 nucleotides long. Its product is annotated as Cytochrome c oxidase assembly protein. The record is from RefSeq and is a predicted model, not a curated record. NCBI's taxonomy places the organism in Eukaryota, Fungi, Ascomycota, Sordariomycetes, Glomerellales, Glomerellaceae. Bases 1 to 246 code for a protein of 81 amino acids. Gene Ontology annotation, cellular component: mitochondrion. The transcript is spliced from 2 exons. Gene Ontology annotation, biological process: mitochondrial respiratory chain complex IV assembly.